Molecule: messenger RNA, 768 nt
Organism: Homarus americanus (American lobster)
Lineage: Eukaryota; Metazoa; Arthropoda; Malacostraca; Decapoda; Nephropidae
Product: translation initiation factor IF-2-like
Exons: 1
Coding region: 1-768 (255 amino acids)
Source: RefSeq, a predicted model, not a curated record
AUGGAACAGCUAAUGUGUGGAAUGGGUGAAUAUGGUACAGCUAUGUGUGGCGCGGGUGAAUACGGUACAGCUAAGUGUGGAAUGGGUAAAUAUGGUACAGCUAAGUGUGGAAUGGGUAAUUAUGGUACAGCUAAGUGUGGAAUGGGUAAAUAUGGCACAGUUAAGUGUGGAAUGGGUAAAUAUGGUACAGCUAAGUGUGGAAUGGGUAAAUAUGGUACAGCUAAGUGUGGAAUGGGUAAAUAUGGUACAGCUAAGUGUGGAAUGGGUAAAUAUGGCACAGUUAAGUGUGGAAUGGGUGAAUAUGGCACAGCUAAGUGUGGAAUGGGUAAAUAUGGUACAGCUAAGUGUGGAAUGGGUAAUUAUGGUACAGCUAAGUGUGGAAUGUGUAAAUAUGGCACAGUUAAGUGUGGAAUGGGUAAAUAUGGUACAGCUAAGUGUGGAAUGGGUAAAUAUGGUACAGCUAAGUGUGGAAUGGGUAAAUAUGGUACAGCUAAGUGUGGAAUGGGUAAAUAUGGUACAGCUAAGUGUGGAAUGGGUAAAUAUGGUACAGCUAAGUGUGGAAUGGGUAAAUAUGGUACAGCUAAGUGUGGAAUGGGUAAAUAUGGUACAGCUAAGUGUGGAAUGGGUAAAUAUGGUACAGCUAAGUGUGGAAUGGGUAAAUAUGGUACAGCUAAGUGUGGAAUGGGUAAAUAUGGCACAGUUAAGUGUGGGAGGGGGGAAUGUGGAACAGCUACUGUAAAUGUAGAACGGAAAUGUAAUCAGACUUAA